Molecule: messenger RNA, 2259 nt
Organism: Etheostoma spectabile (orangethroat darter)
Lineage: Eukaryota; Metazoa; Chordata; Actinopteri; Perciformes; Percidae
Product: E3 ubiquitin-protein ligase RNF14
Exons: 7
Coding region: 225-2057 (610 amino acids)
Biological process (GO): protein ubiquitination
Molecular function (GO): ubiquitin-protein transferase activity; protein binding; zinc ion binding
Source: RefSeq, a predicted model, not a curated record
CCUAUGAGUCAACAGACUGGACGGGCAACCGUGGACCGGAGCAGGCUGGCGUAACGACACGCUGUCAUUACACCGACAAUUAAACAAGCUUUUUUUGUUGUACUAAGACUUUCAAUUAUUGUUCAAAGAGACAAAGCAACCGAAAUAACUGCAAUUCCAGACGUCUACUAAACUUCAGCAGGAAACGAAUUAUUCAGAUCCUUCUCGUGACUGGAGCUGGAGCUAUGAAUGCGGACAUGGAGGAACAGGAAGACGAACUGCUCGCCUUCCGAAGUAUCUUUGAUUCGGAGGAGUUCGUCCGGGAUGACUCGAAGUCUGCUGGAGAAAUUCGAGUAUCUGUUGAGCUGCCUUCAGACUUUAUUGUGGCUCUGAAAGAAGGUGAAACGCUGAGGCAGUAUGAGUUAUCAUUCCUUCCACCUCUGCUACUGACCUUUGAACUCCCUGAGGACUACCCAUCCGCCUCCCCUCCCUCCUUCACCCUCACCUGCAGCUGGCUGACACACACUCAGCUCGCUGUACUGAGUGCUCAGCUCACUGAUCUCUACCAGGCCACCGGGGGUGCUGUGGUGCUCUUCUCGUGGGUACAGUUUCUCAAAGAAGAUGCCCUAAGGUUUUUGGACAUCCAUUCUCUUUUGGAGCUCCCCUCUGAUGAACACAGCACCCAGUACAAUAGCCAGGACUCCUUAAAUGCUGCACACUCUGAACCCCAAAAUAAUCAACACACUCCAAAGACAGGACCCACAGAUAGCAAAAGUUGUAAUGUCUUAAAUGCAUGUAAACCAGACCUCCCUGCACCAUCGUUAGAAGUUGAGCAUCCGAUAGUGAUUCUUGCUAAUGGCCACGAUCCUUCAAUCUCAGACUCUCAUGGAGCUGUGGCAUUGAUCCAAAACACUUCUAAUGAUUCCAACCAUAUUGCACAGGCCUCAGGCUCAGACACGAGGGAGGCUGAACAGAUCCUCCAGACCCCCGAGUUCAAGGCUGACUUAGAGAAGGAUCUGUACUCAGCAGAAGGCAGGUUGAAGCGUCUUCCAUUUGCCCAGUCCGAGCAAAGUGGCCAGGAAGAUUUCUUAAAGAAAGGGGAUGUUUCAGUCUCAUUAAUACUUCCCUCUAGCUCCUCAGACCCACAGGAUCAAAGUGAACAAGGGGCUGCUUCUCUGCCAAUCGACCCCAGAGAAUCCCCUCAUAAUGAAACCCAAACGUUCCCUGGUCUUUCCCAAACUCCCUCACAAACUCUUCUGUACCAACUCUUGAGCUAUAAUGUGGCUCAGAAAAAGAAAGCGUUUGCCAGCACAGUGUUUGACUGUGGUGUGUGUUUUGUGGGCUGGCUCGGUUCGGAUUGUGUGCAGUUGCCCGACUGUGGCCACAUCUUCUGCAAGGCCUGUCUUGCCGAGUUCUGUAAGCUCCAGAUAACAGAGGGGAACGUCCGGGCUGUCACCUGUCCUGAGGCAGACUGCUCUGCCACCCCUACACCUGCACAGGUAAGGCGUCUCGCAGGGGAGGAGCUGUUUAGCCGCUAUGAUCGUCUCCUGCUGCAGUCAACUCUGGACUGCAUGGCUGAUGUGUUGUACUGUCCUCGGCGUACCUGUGGUUCAGCCGUUAUCUUUGAUAAAUCCAGCACUGCAGCUAUGUGCUCUGUUUGCAGCUUCGCCUUCUGUGUCACCUGCAAGAAGACCUACCAUGGAACAGGUGACUGUUGGACAAAGAGGAACAUGGACACGGAAAUGCAAGCCAUUGCAGACCUGCCACAGUCACAAGAGGGGCUAAGGGCUCUGUUGGACGACUAUGCCAGUGGAAGUAAACAGAGGCAAAGCCUCUUGGAGAGCAGAUACGGCCAAAGUAGAAUGCGGAGCACCACGGAGGACUUACUGAGUGAACACUGGAUAGAAUCCAAUAGCAAGUACUGUCCUCAAUGCUUCUGCAGAAUAGAGAAGGACAGUGGAUGUAACAUGAUGAUGUGCUCUAAGUGUGGACAGCCCUUCUGCUGGAUCUGCCUCUCCAAACUAGGAAGUGGUUCAAUCAGACACUUUGUGGGCAGUCCUAGCUGCCAAUACAGCUAGUGCUGCUGGUGCUUCAGCUACCUUUACUACCAGCCACUGGCCACCAGCUAUGGAGGGAAUGCAGUAAACAAAUGUUGCACAUGGUAUGCUGUGUUUGAAUUGGUUAGAUUUUUUAAUGCACUUUUAACAAAUACUUGACAAUGCACAUAAAUGUGGGUUUUACGGAAAAAAAAAGGCAAACAUAAAUAAUGUGGAGAAUAUA